Ictalurus punctatus (channel catfish) is the source of this 1103-nucleotide messenger RNA. Its product is annotated as armadillo repeat-containing protein 1-like. The record is from RefSeq and is a predicted model, not a curated record. The transcript has 5 exons. Bases 110 to 733 code for a protein of 207 amino acids. NCBI's taxonomy places the organism in Eukaryota, Metazoa, Chordata, Actinopteri, Siluriformes, Ictaluridae. Gene Ontology annotation, molecular function: metal ion binding.
GCCACGCGUGUUGAAAGCUUUUUGGUGAAAAGAUACGUGUUAUAACUUUAAUGUGGCGUGUCCUCAGACCCUGAGGUACCUGGCAGAAUCGUCUCAAAACAUCGUCUCCAUGAAGAACGAGCUAGGCAUGAUGGUGAGCCUGGAGACUCUGAUGGAAAAUUGUGGACUGAGUACUGACAUCACAGACCUUGCUAAAGAGGUGUAUGAAAUACUGAGUGCACCGGCGAGGACAGAAACUCUCAGAACUCCUGUGCAACCGAUGAGGAGGAAUAAACCUCAGUUCUUCAUCAACAGUUCUAAUAAAAAGGCCAAAACGGUCACACUGCACAUACAGGGUUUGGACGGGACGGAUCAGCGAGGUGUGUGUGAAGAGGCUCUUCUGAAGGUUAAAGGAGUCAUCAGCUUCACUUUCCAGAUGGCUAUGAAGAGAUGCACUGUGCGUGUGCGUGCAGAUCUGUCCACCGAGAGUCUGGCAUCAGCCAUUGCGGCAACUAAAGUGCUUUCAGCUCAGCAGGUGGUGAAGAAUGAGCAUGGAGAAGAGGUUUUCAUCCCUCUCAACACUGCAGACACACACAUAGAGGAGAACCACCACCUGCCAGAUUAUUUACCAGAGGACGAGAGUCCUGAGAAGCAGACGGACCGCGCCGUGUCCCGCACUGCUGCCAAACAGGAUGCCAGUGGGAGCUGGCUGAGCUCAGCGGCCAGCUUUCUUACCAAAACUUUCUACUGGUGAAGCUUUGGGCUUCAAUUCGUGUAAAUAACUGGACCACACAAGGACCACAGGGAAAGAAAAGGACUUUUAUAAUGUUUGCUGAGUGUACAAGAGCUCAGAUCUACUCAGCCACUUCCAUGAAAACAGAAAGUGGUGUUAUAAUAUCCGGUUCUACAAGUAUACUGCUCGAUGCCUGGAUAUACGUCUUCACACUUUGUUUAUGUAAUGUUUCCGAAAUGAUUUCUGUCGGUUUCUAUUUUUGUGUUAUUUCUGUUACCUUGAUGUGUUGUGUAAAUAUAUACCUGUGGAGCUAUUUUACACUUUGUCUCGUUUCAAGAAAAUAUUUAGUUGAACUUAAAACAGAUUCUGAUUAAAAUGUAAAAUUGCACGA